Molecule: messenger RNA, 1928 nt
Organism: Drosophila grimshawi
Lineage: Eukaryota; Metazoa; Arthropoda; Insecta; Diptera; Drosophilidae
Gene: Cyp4ad1
Product: probable cytochrome P450 4ad1
Exons: 9
Coding region: 104-1669 (521 amino acids)
Molecular function (GO): oxidoreductase activity, acting on paired donors, with incorporation or reduction of molecular oxygen; monooxygenase activity; heme binding
Source: RefSeq, a predicted model, not a curated record
AGUUCGUAAAGCAUUCGCUAAUUGUGUAGACCGUGGAUCAAGAGUCUUAAAUUUUGAAAGUCGCAAAGAAAAUUAUCAAUUCUGAAGCGUAAUAUAUCGAAAGAUGUUUCUGUUAGCGGCGGCAAUAAUCUUGGCCACCAUUUUGGUGUUCAAGGGUGUCAGGAUAUUCAAUUACCUAGAUCACAUGGCUGGUAUUAUGGAAAUGAUACCGGGUCCAACGCCCUAUCCCUUUGUGGGUAACCUAUUUCAGUUUGGACUUAAGCCAGCCGAGUAUCCGAAAAAAGUAUUACAAUAUUGCCGGAAAUAUGAUUUUCGAGGCUUCCGUUCUUUGGUGUUCCUGCAGUAUCACAUAAUGCUCAGCGAUCCGGCCGAAAUUCAGAACAUGUUGUCGAGUUCAUCACUGCUGUACAAGGAGCACUUGUAUUCAUUUCUACAACCCUGGCUGGGUGAUGGCCUGCUCACCAGUUCCGGUGCCCGUUGGCUAAAGCACCAGAAGAUCUAUGUACCCGCCUUUGAGCGGUCUGCCAUUGAAGGAUACCUACGGGUGGUGCAUCGAACCGGCAAUAAAUUUAUGCAGAAGCUGAGACAACAGGCAAAAGCCUCAAGACCUUUUGACGCCCAGGAAUUGGUUGGCAAAUGUACUUUGGAUAUUGUUUGUGAAAACGCAACGGGCAAUGUAUCCAAUUCACUGAAUGACGAUCCUUCAGAUUUUCAUAGCGCCAUCAAAGACCUUUGCGAUGUCGUCCAGGAGCGCACUUUCAGCAUUGUGAAGCGCUUCGAUGCACUCUUCCGAUUGACCCCAUACUACAUGAAGCAGCGACGAGCGCUCAAGUUGCUCCGAACUGAAAUACGGCGGAUAAUAACUCAGCGGCAGGAACACUUGGCCAAGGCGAAAGAGAAUAAGAAUGCUGUGGAGCUGAGCAAUAAACCCUUCAUAGAUGUGUUGAUGGCCGCCAAGCUCGACGGAUGUGCGUUAAAGGAGCGCGAGAUUAUCGAAGAGCUGUCCACAUUUAUAUUUACAGGUCACGACCCCGUUGCCUCAGCAAUAUCCUUUACGAUCUACACGCUCUCUCGCCACCCCGAAAUACAGCAGAAGGUCUUCGAUGAGCAACAGCGCAUAUUUGGCAAGGAUCUAACUGGCGAAUCAGAUAUAGCCCGGCUGCAGCAAAUGCACUAUCUGGAGCUGGUUAUACGUGAAACACUUCGUCUCUAUCCAUCGGUGCCGUUGAUCGCGCGUACCAAUCGCAAAUCCAUCGACAUAAAUGGCACAAAGGUUGCCAAGCGCACAACGGUCAUCAUGUGUCUGAUUGCCAUGGGAUACAACGAACGCUAUUUUGACGAACCCUGUGUUUUUCGACCGGAACGCUUCGAGAAGACCAACUCGAACAGUGACAUUGAAGCCUUCAAGAGUGUGCCGUUUAGUGCCGGGCCCAGGCGUUGCAUUGCCGAAAAGUUUGCCAUGUAUCAGAUGCAGGCGCUGCUCUCUCUGCUGGUGCGACACUUUGAAAUCCUGCCAGCCGUGGAUAAUCUGCCCCCAGGCAUUAAUGACCACUCGCGCGAGGAUUGUGUGCCGCAGAGCGAAUACGAUCCGGUGUUGAACAUUCGCAUAACACUCAAAUCAGAGAACGGAAUUCAAAUCAGACUAAAACAGCGUACAGGAAUGCAAUAAAAUAAUACCCAGCUCUGACUAUAAUUUAUUACAAUCAAUUACUCGAUGCUCUUCAGCGGAGAGCACUGCUAAUUGUUUCUACAUACAAUAUGUAUUGAAAAUGUAUAGAAAAAAAAUACACAGUUGCUUCACAUUAAGUAAUUACCAUUAAAUAGAUUUAGGUCAAAUUUAUACGAACAAAAGUUACUCAACUGUCUUUAAAGUAUUAAAAAUAUCACUGAUAACUUGGCAAUAAUAAAGCUAAAUAUUAAACAUUUAA